CUUAACUGGGUGCCAGCUCCUCCCGUCCCGCUGCCCCUGGGGCUAGAGGGCGUUCGUUACCCUCGAGCUCUCGGGUCGACGUGGUUAGCGGGGCUUGGUGCUCGCACUGGUCACCUUCACCCCCUCCUAACUUGUCCUCCGGGGCUCUGCACCUUAGGGUCGCUCAGGGGUGUGUGUGUGUUGGGGGGGGUCUCCCUGAGAUCGGCCCGGGCGGGGGACCCAGGGGCCGAUCCCCUCUACGGUCUCUGAUGGGAGGCGACGGCGGCGGGUGGAGCGGCCUGGGAUGUUCAGUCUGAUGGCCAAUUGCUGCAGCUGGUUCAAGCGGUGGCGGGAGCCUGUCAGAAAGGUGACUCUUGUGAUGGUGGGACUUGAUAACGCUGGUAAAACAGCCACUGCGAAGGGAAUCCAAGGAGAGCACCCUGAAGAUGUAGCUCCUACUGUUGGAUUUUCUAAAAUUGACCUUAGACAAGGAAAGUUCGAAGUUACUAUCUUUGACUUAGGAGGUGGAAAAAGAAUUCGGGGAAUUUGGAAGAAUUACUAUGCUGAAUCCUAUGGGGUAAUAUUUGUUGUGGAUUCCAGCGAUGAAGAGAGAAUGGAGGAGACAAAAGAGACAAUGUCAGAAGUGCUAAGACAUCCUAGGAUAUCGGGAAAACCUAUAUUAGUUUUGGCAAAUAAACAAGACAAGGAAGGGGCUUUAGGAGAAGCUGAUGUGAUUGAAUGUCUUUCUCUGGAAAAACUGGUCAAUGAGCACAAGUGCCUGUGUCAAAUAGAACCUUGUUCAGCAGUUUUGGGGUAUGGAAAGAAAAUUGAUAAGUCCAUUAAAAAAGGCCUUUAUUGGCUACUACAUAUUAUUGCAAAAGACUUUGAUGCUUUGAAUGAACGCAUCCAAAAAGACACAACAGAGCAACGUGCUCAAGAGGAACAAGAGAAACGGGAAAGGGCUGAGCGAGUGCAAAAAUUACGAGAGGAAAGAGAGCAAAGAGAACGAGAGAAAGCUGAACUUGAUGGAAGCAGUGAUCUAGCUGAGAUGGACCCUGCGCCAGUUCUUGUUAAUCCUUUCCAGCCAAUAGCAUCUGUAAUCAUUGAGAAUGAAAAAAAGCUUGAAAAAGAAAAAAAGAAGCAAACAAUGGUGAAGGAUCGUGAUAGUAGUGAUUGCCACUUGAAACAUAAAAUGGAACAUGAACAAAUAGAAUCUAAGAGCCAGAUUGGUGAUAAUAUCCACAAAAACACAGAAUCUGAAAUAAUAGAAAAUUAUAAGGAGGCAAUAAUACAGCGGUUGGAGAAUGAAGAUGAGAUAGACCAACAGUCUUCAGAAUCAGAUACCAGUAAAAAGAAAACUAAGAAACUAAGAAUGAAAAGGAACCAUCGGGUAGAACCAGUUAAUACAGAUGACUCUGCUCCUAAGAGUCCGGCACCACUGCCACCACCUCCUCCUGUUGGCUGGGGAACCCCCAAAGUCACUAGACUUCCAAAACUUGAGCCUCUUGGUGAAACCCGUCAUAAUGAUUUCUAUGGGAAGCCGCUGCCUCCACUGGCUGUGCGACAGAGACCUAACAGCGAGGCUCAUGAUGUGAUUUCAUAACCUAGUCAUGUGGACUAGCUGUCAACAUUAGAAAAGGGAUCUGGAGCCUUGUUAUUUCUAAAAGGAGAAAAACCCUGAGCAUUGAUGACUGCAGUAAAUAACUGAUUUUAAUGUGAAGAAAAUAGCCAAGACGCUGAUCUGAUGAUUUGCUUCUCCAAUAUCAUCACAGAUAAAACAGGAAGGAAACAAAAUGACCAAUAGAUUGUAUGAGCAUUUUAAUCGAAUUAGCAAGAUUUAGUGUUGACAUUAUGGUUAACACAUCCUGCUGAUGAGCAUGUUCCUGAAGGAAAACCUCCUUAGAAGUAGAGACAGUGGACUCAGAAUACUUUAUUUACUAUUUAAUAGUCUGUAUUUCUAUACAAUAAACAUUUUUUGUAAGAUACAUGUGUAUGGAAUGGGAAUUCCUGGGGAUUUGUAACUACAUUUUUAACUAUUUUUAUAUUUUUCUAAACUUUUGACUUUUGUUUAAUUUCUAUUUUCUUCAUUGUGCACUUUUCUGCAGAUACUUUGUUUAAACUGUGUCUGGAAUAUAGAGUUGAUUGACAGACAUGAACUACAAAAACAGGAUAUAUUUAUAUGGGUUGAAGUGUUUUGUUAUAACAUUAUUCUUCAAGUAUCCAUUCUCUUUUUGGCCUAACUUUAAUUUUUUUUUUUUUACAAAAGCAAAUUCUCAGAUCUUUCUUCUACUAAACGAUAUGUACCCAAAGACACAGUUCCAUUUGUGGUUAUUUUUCUUCUUUUCUUUGGUGUUGAACCCAGUAAAUAGACUUGAAAUGCUUUUUUAAAAUCUAAUUUUUAAAAGAUUCUUUAAAAAUAAAUAUUCACUAAAAUUCAUUAAAAUAAAUAUAUGUUUUGUGAACAUUAUUCUAAGAUACAGUACACCCCUGUUUCUAGAACCAGACACUUUCAGAGGUAAUGGUGCUCCGCACCAGCCCUUUAUACUGUCAGGAGCUAGUUAUUUUCUGACUUAAAUUUCAAGACAAAAACGGCUUAAAAGGCACCUGCAGGUUCAGAGGUUUAUAUUUUGCAACAAGUAAGUUUGGACAUUAAAGCAAUAAGAAUAAAAGUUAGCUCGUAUACUGUUCAUAUAUACUUUCUUAAUUUCUCAGUUUAAAAUAAUAGCGCUUUUUUGUAGUUGAGAGUAUCAUCAGAUUCUCUACUCAUCUGUCUUCCAACUUUUAGCUAGAUACUUUUGAGUACUGGUUUCAUAAUGUUACCUUUAAUUGAAAGCCUGACUUUAUAUAUCAAGGGUAAAAUUAGAUAAGCACAGUAAUUCUCAAGUCACCUUGAUAAGAUUGGUGCAUUUAGUAACUUACAUUG
Molecule: messenger RNA, 2902 nt
Organism: Dipodomys ordii (Ord's kangaroo rat)
Lineage: Eukaryota; Metazoa; Chordata; Mammalia; Rodentia; Heteromyidae
Gene: Arl13b
Product: ADP-ribosylation factor-like 13B
Exons: 10
Coding region: 284-1582 (432 amino acids)
Biological process (GO): non-motile cilium assembly; receptor localization to non-motile cilium
Cellular component (GO): non-motile cilium; motile cilium; ciliary membrane
Molecular function (GO): GTPase activity; GTP binding
Source: RefSeq, a predicted model, not a curated record